Papaver somniferum (opium poppy) is the source of this 1062-nucleotide messenger RNA. Its product is annotated as G-type lectin S-receptor-like serine/threonine-protein kinase At1g11330. The record is from RefSeq and is a predicted model, not a curated record. Gene Ontology annotation, biological process: protein phosphorylation. NCBI's taxonomy places the organism in Eukaryota, Viridiplantae, Streptophyta, Magnoliopsida, Ranunculales, Papaveraceae. Bases 1 to 1062 code for a protein of 353 amino acids. The transcript is spliced from 6 exons. Gene Ontology annotation, molecular function: protein kinase activity; ATP binding.
AUGACAAUACGAAAAUUGCUCCAAAGAAGAAUCGGGAUCUUAAACACCAGACAAUUGAAAGUUUUUAAAUUUCAAGAGCUAGCAACUGCCACAAGUAAUUUUUGUGGAGCUCAUAUGCUUAGCCAAGGUGGAUUUGGGAAAGUUUACAAGGGAACGUUAUCUGAUGGACAAGAAAUGGCCGUGAAAAGGCUAUCAAAGGGGCCGAUACAAGGUCUAGAGGAGUUUAAAAAUGAAGUCAUAGUGAUCUCAAAAGUUCAGCACAGGAAUCUGGUUAGACUUCUAGGUUGUUGUCUUGAAGGGGAAGAAAAGAUGUUGAUUUAUGAAUACAUGCCUAAUAAAAGCUUGGACGCCUUCCUUUUCGAUCCCACAAAACAGCAACGCUUAGAUUGGAAUAGAAGAUUCCAAAUCAUCGAAGGGAUAAGCCGGGGAAUGUUGUACCUACACAGAGACUCAAGACUGAGAGUCAUACAUAGAGACCUUAAAGUUAGUAAUAUUCUAUUGGAUGAAGACCUGAAUCCGAAAAUUUCAGACUUUGGUAUGGCAAGGAUAUUCGGAGGUAAUGAACAACAAGCAAGUACUAGAAGAGUAGUUGGGACACUUGGGUACAUGCCCCCAGAAUAUAUCUUGGAUGGACGGUUCUCCGAAAAGUCUGUUGUUUUUAGCUUUGGAGUGUUGCUACUCGAGGUUGUUAGUGGAAGAAAGACAACGAGUUUUCACCAUCUAAAGCAAUCAUUGAGCCUUUGGGGAUAUGCAUGGCAAUUAUGGAAUGAAAGUGAAAUGAAAAUGUUUAUCGACCCAACGAUACUGAACGAAUCAACUCCCUUGGAAGAAAUUUUUAGAUGUAUUCAAGUGGGACUAUUGUGUGUGCAAGAAUGUGCGAGAGAUAGACCAACUAUGUCUACGACUCUUUCUAUGCUAACAAGCAAAAUCUCAACUCUUCCUACUCCUGAACAUCCUGCAUUCACUGACAGAAGGGUUUCUACAUCAUUGGAUUCCCUCACACAGAGCUUGGGAUCAUCUUCUGCAAAUCGUCUAACUGUAACAAAUAUUGAAGGGCGUUAA